AUGGCGGAGGUUGGGAGCUUUCUAGGGACACUCGACUUGGAUUUACAGAGUUUCCCCGCACUAGGAAGUAUGCCCUUGGCAGAGGCGCCAGCGGGGUUACUGGAUGAGAGGCUGGGACAGAUUGAGGGGAGGUUACAGCGAGGCUCGCUGACAGAUUUCGAGCACCUUAAAGGGAUUCUGAGGCGGAGGCAGCUGUACUGUCGGACCGGCUUCCAGCUGGAGAUAUUCCCCAACGGGACCGUGUACGGGACAAGACAAGACCAUAGCAGAUUCGGUAUCCUAGAGUUCAUCAGUCUGGCUGUAGGGCUGGUCAGUAUUAGAGGAGUGGAUGCAGGACUCUACCUGGGCAUGAACGAGAGAGGAGAGCUCUAUGGGUCGAAGAAGUUAACAGCAGAGUGUGUGUUCAGAGAGCAGUUCGAAGAGAAUUGGUACAACACGUACUCCUCCACGCUCUACAAACACACGGACACCGGACGCUUCUACCACGUAGCGCUCAACAAGGACGGCUCGCCGCGGGAGGGGGAGGACUAA
This is a messenger RNA of Salmo salar (Atlantic salmon), 531 nucleotides long. Lineage: Eukaryota; Metazoa; Chordata; Actinopteri; Salmoniformes; Salmonidae. The record is from RefSeq and is a predicted model, not a curated record.